This is a messenger RNA of Mycena citricolor, 540 nucleotides long. The record is from the annotation of a GenBank genome assembly. NCBI's taxonomy places the organism in Eukaryota, Fungi, Basidiomycota, Agaricomycetes, Agaricales, Mycenaceae.
AUGUCAGGACAUCACCGCAUCACCCUCGCCGCCAAUCCCCCCUACUUCGAUGGCAACAAGUCCAAGUACCUGGGCUUUGUGGACGCGUGCACCACUUACAUUGGUGCCUAUCAAUCAGAGUUCUCACUGGAUGAGACAAAAAUCCUCUUCGUCCUUUCCUACCUCCGUAACGAGACCGGCACAAGCUGCGCCGCCUCGAGAUGGGCAAUGAACUGGAAGCAGCACAAUUCCGAGGGCUUCCAAGGACUGAAGGCUGGGGUCACCUCGGCGACCUUCUUGGAGGAGCUUCAGAGGGCCUUUGGGGACUCCAACGCGGAGCAAGUUGCUGCCGCUCGACUUAUGGCUCUACGCCAGAAUAGACGAUCCUUUGCAGAUUAUAUCUCUGACUUCGAGAUGCUGGCUGCGGAUGCGGGGUACAAUGUGGUCACCUCGACCGAUGACAAGGGCGAAUACAAGAAGGGGGAUCAGGACAACAUCCUCAUCGAGUUCCUCGAGCGCGGUGAAAUGCUGAGGGCGCGCUCACAAGUGAAUCUACUAUGA